This is a messenger RNA of Suncus etruscus (white-toothed pygmy shrew), 7645 nucleotides long. It is a transcript of the gene BBX, whose product is annotated as BBX high mobility group box domain containing. Gene Ontology annotation, molecular function: RNA polymerase II transcription regulatory region sequence-specific DNA binding; DNA-binding transcription factor activity, RNA polymerase II-specific. The coding region runs from base 280 to 3105 and encodes 941 amino acids. The record is from RefSeq and is a predicted model, not a curated record. NCBI's taxonomy places the organism in Eukaryota, Metazoa, Chordata, Mammalia, Eulipotyphla, Soricidae. Gene Ontology annotation, cellular component: nucleus. The transcript has 18 exons. Gene Ontology annotation, biological process: regulation of transcription by RNA polymerase II.
AGGUCACUAUCAUAUGACAAAGGCUUUGCUGCAGUUCAUCUCCUUUCCUGUGUACUUUCCAUUUGCCUUCCUGGAAUCUUGCUGUAUCACAGAAGUUGGGAAUUCUGAUGUUCCAUUGAACUCACAAUGGAAAGUCUUGACUUGACUGGCACCUUCAGGAAGACCCCAAGCCUCUAGCAGUACCUGGUAUCAUCUCCAGCAUGUUUAUAGAUAUGAAGGACUGACUCACUGGGAUUUUGAGAAAAACCAGAGACGAAUUGUUCCACUGUAGUCACCGUAAUGAAAGGCAGUAAUAGAAAUAAAGAUCAUUCAGCAGAAGAAGGAGCUGGAAAACGACCAAAAAGAAAGUGUCUCCAGUGGCAUCCAUUGCUAGCAAAGAAACUUCUUGAUUUCUCAGAAGAGGAGGAAGAGGAAGACGAAGAGGAGGAUAUUGACAAAGUUCAACUUCUUGGGGCUGAUGGCCUAGAGCAAGAUGUUGGAGAAACUGAAGAUGAUGAAUCACCAGAACAACGAGCCCGGAGACCAAUGAAUGCAUUUCUCUUAUUUUGCAAACGCCAUCGCUCCCUUGUACGUCAGGAACAUCCCAGGCUUGAUAACCGAGGUGCUACCAAGAUACUAGCUGAUUGGUGGGCUGUUCUCGAUCCAAAGGAAAAACAAAAAUACACAGACAUGGCCAAGGAGUAUAAAGAUGCAUUCAUGAAAGCAAAUCCUGGCUACAAAUGGUGUCCUACCACAAACAAGCCUGUGAAAUCCCCAACAUCCACUGUCAAUCCACGAAAGAAAUUAUGGACCUUCCCAUCUGACUCUUCAAGGGAUUUGCCAAGCCCUAAGAAAGCAAAGACUGAAGAUAUGCCUCAGCUCAAUUUUGGAAUGGCUGAUCCUACUCAAAUGGGAGGCCUGAGCAUGCUGCUGUUAGCUGGAGAACAUGCUCUUAGCACACCAGAGAUAUCCUCUGGCACUUGCAGGCCUGAUGUUUCAGAAUCACCUGAAAUGCGCCACAAGUCACCAUUAUUUCAGUUUGCCGAGAUAUCUUCAAGUACAUCCCACCCCGAUACUCCUUCAAAGCAGUGUCAGGCAUCAGCAUUGUUUCAGUUUGCAGAGAUUUCUUCGAACACAUCACAGUUGGGUGUUGCUGAGCCUGUAAAACGCUGUGGAAAGUCUGCACUUUUUCAACUGGCAGAGAUGUGCCUGGCAUCAGAAGGAAUGAAAAUGGAGGAAUCAAAGCUACUAAAAGCAAAAGACCCAAUUAGUGGAAGAAUUAAAGAAUUGGAGAAAGGAAGGGAAGAAAGAGAAAUUAAAAUAGAGAGAACAGAUGAAAACAGAUUACAGAAGGAAACAGAAUUUGAAAAAUCAGCUAGGGAAAAUAUGAGAGAUUCAAAGGAAGUGAGAAACUUUGAGGAGUUGCAUCUAGAUGACAUAAUGCCUAUUAAAAUGGAGAAUCCCAAAGAAAUUAAGAAAGAAGAGUUAGAGGAAGAUCAAAAAUUUAGCCACUUCCCUGAUUUUUCUUACUCUGCCAGUAGCAAGAUAAUAAUAAGCGACGUUCCCAGUAGAAAGGAUCACAUGUGCCAUCCUCAUGGAAUUAUGAUCAUUGAGGAUCCCACAUCAUUAAGCAAGCCAGAAAAACUGAAAAAGAAAAAGAAGAAGAGUAAAAUGGAUCGACACGGAAACGAGAAAUCCACACCAAAGAAGACCUGCAAGAAACGGCAGUCUUCGGAGUCUGAUAUUGAGAGUGUCAUAUACACUAUUGAAGCCGUUGCAAAGGGAGACUGGGGCAUUGAAAAGCUUGGAGAAACCCCUCGCAAGAAGGUCCGCACAUCCUCCAGUGGCAAGGGAAGCAUUUUGGAUGCCAAGCCACCAAAGAAAAAAGUGAAAUCAAGAGAGAAAAAAAUGUCUAAGGAGAAAUCCUCAGACACCACCAAAGAAUCAAGACCUCCAGAUUUCAUUAGUAUUUCUACCAGCAAGAACAUUUCUGGUGAGGUGCCAGAGGGUAUAAAAGCAGAACCAUUGACCCCCAUUGAGGAUGCAUUACUGCCCAGCCUUUCUGGACAGGCCAAGCCUGAAGACAGUGACUGUCACAGGAAAAUAGAGGCGUGUGGCUCCCGAAAAUCUGAGAGGUCUUGUAAAGGUGCUCUUUAUAAAACUCUAGUGUCGGAGGGCAUGCUCACCUCUCUGCGAGCUAAUGUUGACCGAGGGAAACGAAGCUCAGGAAAAGGAAACUCCUCUGAUCAUGAGGGGUGCUGGAAUGAAGAAAGCUGGACUUACAAUCAGAGUGGGACCAGUGGAAGCAAAAAGUUUAAAAAGAUGAAAUCUAAGGAAGAUUCCUUUCUUGGCUCGGCAAAGUUGGAUGAAGAAUUUGAAAAAAAAUUCAACAGCCUCCCUCAAUAUAGUCCUGUUACUUUUGACCGUAAAUGUGGACCUGUCUCAAGAAAAAAGAAGAAGACUGGAAAUGCGUCCUCAGAACCAACUAAAACCAGCAAAGGUCCUUUCCAGUCUCAGAAAAAGAAUUUAUUCCACAAAAUUGUCAGCAAAUAUAAGCACAAAAAGGAGAAGCCUAAUGUUCCAGAAAAAGGAAUUGGGGAUAAAUGGUCAAACAAGCAACUCUUCUUGGAUGUUUUUCACCCAAUAGAAGCCAUAUUUUCAGAAGACAAAACCACCACAGAGCCUGCUCAUAAGGUUAAAAAUAUCCCAUCCAUUCCCAACACUCCAGAGCCAACAACAACUCAAGAACCCUUGGUGGGCAGUCAAAAGAGAAAAGCAAGAAAAACCAAGAUCACACACCUUGUCAGGACAGCGGAUGGCCGGGUAUCACCAGCAGGAGGUACUUUGGAUGACAAACCAAAGGAACAACAACUGCAGAGGAGUCUCCCUAAGGUAAUUGAGACAGGCUGCAGUGACGGAUGCUCACACAAUGUGGAGGCCUCAGAGACGCGAAGCAGUACUCCUGAGAUGCCAGCCGUAUCUGCAUUCUUUAGCCUUGCUGCACUGGCCGAAGUGGCCGCCAUGGAAAAUGUGCACAGAGGUCAGAGAUCAACCCCACUCACCCAUGAUGGACAGCCAAAAGAAAUGCCACAGACUCCAGUACUUAUUUCCUGCGCUGACCAGUGAAGCGUUCUUUACUUGUAAAACAUUGUGCUUUAUCUACUACCCUCGCCUUGUCUUUACAGAGGGAUGCUAGUGAGUCCAUGUGGUGGAAAAUAAUAGACUGCAAACAAGUGUCUGUUGCCCAGUACGACCCAGAUUCACUUGAAGCAGAAAUUAGCAUCCUGGGCCAGUUUGUUCUUUCAGAACCCAGAACCUUUGAGGGUCACGUCUGAGAAUGAGCAGAAACUGAAUGAUCUUAGAGCUUUGCUUUCUAUUGAAGGCCUUCAGUGGUAAUAGGUGUUGACUUGGUAAAAGGCUGCCUUUACUGUAGCUCUCAGCAUCUCUUUUACCAACGAGAGAGUGUGAAACUAGUUUCGUAUAUUGCCUAGUUAUACUUUCAAAACAAAAACAAAAAAAAACAAAAACUGACGCACUGCACUAGUUAUUAUUAGAUAUUCUUAGUCUUUUUUGUACAUGGAGAUUUAAGUUUUAAGAUGGUUUAUAUAAUAGGUUAUACCUACAUUUAUAUUGUAGAAUAAUAUUAAAAAGCCUGUUCCAGAGACUCCCAAGCAGCACGGGCAGGCAGAUGUACCAUUGUUAGCGGUGUAUGCUCGGCCUCGUGGUCCAUAUCUUCUGCACUUUUAUAUUUGCCACCAGAGUAGUAGUUUGCUGGCAAAAAAAAAAAAAAAAAAAGGAAAAAGAUUAAAAUUCUUACAAGCUGAAUUUUUUUCUUAGCCUUGAGUGACCAAGAAGAAUUUGCUUGGGGCAAAUUGUGGCAAAUAUUUUCCCAGACAGGGGAAGAGUCCUGCAGAUUACCGAUUACUGAUGUUUUUCAUGCCUUGAGGAUUCUUUUAUUUUUACACAGGGGUCUAAGUGACCAAUGGAUCGUUCAUACAAACAAACAAAAAAAAAAGAAAAAAUAUUAUUCAGAAGUGACCUUAGUAUUACUUCACUAUUAUGAACACAUUGAAGACACUCACUUCAUGUGGACUUUGAACUACAAACCUAUCACAUCCAUCCCAGACUGACUGGACGGGUAGCAAUUGCUAUGCACAGCCUGAUCGGCACUGCAGGUUUUUAGAGCCAUUCGAGUUUGUGUUGUGGAAGAGGUAUGGAGUUCAUUGUGAGGGAUAUAUGCCUGACCAGAGUAGGGCUCUCAGUCAUAAAUACACCUGCAGGUUUGUUUCCUUUUUUUGUGUUUCGUUGCUUUUGACCACAAAAACAACCACACAUAUGCCAAAGCCAAAUGGAUUAACUGGCUUAGAACAUUCAACAUAUUGACUUAACCACCUGACGUUCCCAGUGUCUUGUUUCCUAGCAACAGAUGCAAAGUGAUAAAUCAAAAUUAGUCUGAGGCUACAGAUUUUACAGGGUAUUUGUUCCAUAGCACAAAGUAUUUCCCCACUCUUGCAUCAUAGCACAAACUACCAAAUUGUAAUGAUUGGAUUCCAGCAAUAAUUUUUAGAGGUUUUCAAACUGGCAUAAUUUUGAUAGGUUAGUUAAAAGUUUGAGCUUUUGAUUUAGAUCUCUAAAUGGUGACCGUUUACAAGGUUUUAUCUAGCUUUCUUAUUUAUACUUGACUGAAUUAUAAUGAUUUUUUUCUAAUCAUAAUUUGACCUAAUAGCCAUAAAAUAUGACUCUAAGUCCUGACUACAUUUAGCUUUUCAGGUUGUAGAUAUUACUUCAGUUUCGGUGCUGGAAAAUAUGUACAACAUACUAACAAUUGAAAAAAGUAGAGGGAUUUGAUUUGGGGUGGGUUUUUUUCAAAGCAGGUAAAGAGGGCAGCAAAAAAUUAGAGUGGUGUCCUCAAGAAUGCAUUUUCACUAUGUGUGUGGAGGAAAAAAAAUUAGUAAGCAAAGAUAAUCAGAGGCUAAAGCUUAACCCUUUCACAUAGAAAUAAAUCCCGUGGGUGAGCAGCCCCAGAUUGUAGUAUAAUAUUUUUUACUAUGAUGCUAUUUUAUUAGUAUUUUCUAAUUUCAGUACACAUAAUGAAUGUUUGAAAAUUGCUGGGUCCUAGUGUUGGUGGCUGUGGGAGUUCUUGGACCACUUGCUAGCAUUAAUUUAAAAAAUAACAAUUAGCUAAAAUCCCCCUCCCAAAACAAAAAACCAACAAGAAAAAUUGUAUGGUGCAGAACAUGCACCUUGACAAUGGUACUAACUUGUUAUUCCAUAGAACACAUUAGAAUAGAUCUAUUUUUGCCAGAGCACCCUCUUUCAGUCCUACAUUUCACUAGAGUUCCUUAAGAAAUUGCUGUAUAUUCAAGGGACCUUUUUUAAAAAGAAGCAAAACAAGAUUACUUUUUUUCUAUGUGAGUAAUAUCUUACUUGAUCUGCUUUUCCUAAACCUCAGUGACUUUUCCCUUAGGCAGGGGCAGGGGUGGGAGGGCAACCUACUGGACAUGACUGUUUUCAGAUACUUUAAAAAAAAUCUUUUGUAGAAAUGCUUAAUUUUUAAGCGGUUAGGCACUGAGAGUAGCAGAAAUCCUGCAAAGCUUUAUAGUCCUUUAGACAUUCACCUUGUUGUUUCUCGAUGUGAUGUUUUGAUUUCAGUACUCAUGUUUUUCUCGUACCCUGUAUCCACUGGAAAAGGGGUGUCUUCAGGUAACAUUUGUUAGCACAGAUAUCUCAGACCGACAUGUAGUGCUCCCUCUCAUUUGUCACUUUCAUUUCUCAGCCAUUUUUGUUGUCUGUUUCGGAAGUUCAUAUUGCUAUGGUGUGUACUUUAAUGUGCCAGAAAACACCAUCUACACUAACAUUUUUCCCACAAGCAUCCUCAAGAGGAAAGUUGUUGCACCUUAUGUAUGUCUCAAAGCAAACCAAAAUAUGAUGCUUUUCUGCGUUGUCUUAUUCUAAAUCGUUGUAUCAUAUCUUUCUGAAACCAUUCUGAAUUUAGUUGAAAUGAUCCAUAUUUAAGCUUUGAACCUUAACUUCUGGAUUCAAACCUGUACAUAAAUCUUUUGGAAAAAAAUUGUCCUAGCCCUUCUCUGUGAGACUGAAUACUGGGUGAUAAGUCUCAGAUGCAGACUGUACUGUUCCAGUUUUCAUUAGCCUCUUAUUUAUUUAGUUAUUCUGGGUAUUCCUAUGUAAUUUUGAAGCGUGUAGAAUAUAUAUUAGUAACUAACUACAGCUCUAAGAAGCUGAGUGAGAGAAGAAUACUGUAAGACAUCCUCUUUACGGUUUCAUUUGUUUGGAUACUGUAAUGAGAUCGAGAAAAGGAAAAAUGUCCCACAGCCACAUUGAAGAUACAGGUUCUUAUGCCAAAUUAGGUUAGUUCCCAGGUUUCAGAUCAAAAAUAUAUUCACUAAAGCCCUUCGUAAAGGAUAAAUCAUACUGUCGUUAUUCUGACAGUCUUUUCCCCACAAAUAUGAAGAAGUUAUUUCAUUAUGUCAGAUGAGCUUCCUACAAAUGUCGUCGUGAAGCCAGGCUGAAUUCAUUCCCACAUUAUCAACUGUUGUUCUGAUUCCUGCCAUUAAAACUGCUGGAGAAAAAAAAAAGUGAUGGAACACUAUGAACAAAAAGGAGCAUCUGAACAGGUCUGAUUGUUUAGAGUCCAACAUGUUUAGUCCCUGUUGUUUUCUUAGUAAGUCAGAUGCGACCCUGCCUAAGUCAUAUAUAUAUCUAUAUAUCUAUAUAUAAGAAGUUGUUUGCACUCUGUAGUCUUUGGCUCAUUACCUAGAAAUGUUUGCACCUAUGUAAAAUCUGAAGCAGAUUAUAAAAUGAUACAGAACCAGGAAGUAAGCUGAAAACGGAAUGACAUGCUUAUUGUUUAUACCAUGUGUGGGGGGGUGGGGCAGGGGAGGAUCAAAUAGCUGUUUCGUGUUUGGCAUUUGGCAUUAAUGUGAAGCAGUGGGACCACGCUGCCUGCUAAACUACUGUAUAAAACCUAAGCGUUCUGGAGACCAGGCCAGAGGCCGGCAUUCGUCCAGCAGAGAAGAAGCACCACGCUUCCUUCGAGACCUGAGGCAUUGUUUGUAAAGGGAAAUUUGGGGUGUCCGUGAUCAGGAUACAAAGGAGAUUCGCCUUUGAUUGCACUGCUCCAUAGAGCCCUCGUGUAUAAGGCCAAUUCUAAUGGGCUACCUCGGCUUUAAAGGUUUAUUUCAGUUAAGUCCUGUUUUCAAAGUUUGUCCUUUUUUUUUUUUUUUGCUUCUCCCUUCAGUGCCACUAUUUUCCACUGCAGUGUUUUAACUUUGCAAACCACCUUCUCCAGAGAGAACAAUGUAUUGCUGAAAAUGGGCAUUAGAAGCAAGUGCUAUUAUUCCAUUUGACCUAUAAAGUAUUCCAAGUGACUGCUAGGUGGAAAUUAAAAGUUUGCUUUCCCCCAUAAAGUCCUGUUUUGCACCUUAUAGUGUACUAAUCGUUAGUUGUUGUUUUUUCUUUUUUUAUUUAUGCAGUAAAUACAGAGAUUUUUGAGUUUGGGGAUUUUUUAGGUUGACUAACAUCAUAAUUUUAAAGGAGAGAAACAAACACUUGUUCAGUUCAUCUUACCAGAUGUUUCUGGUGAAGUAUUCAGGGUUUGGUGGACUGCUUUGCUUUAGUUUGGAAGCAAUAGCUCGACUUUUUAGAG